Messenger RNA from Nematostella vectensis (starlet sea anemone), 730 nucleotides. RefSeq lists its product as uncharacterized. Gene Ontology annotation, biological process: nucleosome assembly. Gene Ontology annotation, molecular function: structural constituent of chromatin; DNA binding; protein heterodimerization activity. Gene Ontology annotation, cellular component: nucleosome. Bases 14 to 661 code for a protein of 215 amino acids. The record is from RefSeq and is a predicted model, not a curated record. The transcript has 2 exons. Lineage: Eukaryota; Metazoa; Cnidaria; Anthozoa; Actiniaria; Edwardsiidae.
GCUCACAAUCAUUAUGUCUGGUCGCGGCAAAGGAGGGAAAGGUCUAGGAAAGGGAGGCGCGAAGCGUCAUCGCAAGAUCCUUCGGGAUAACAUCCAGGGCAUCACCAAGCCCGCCAUUCGCCGUCUCGCCCGCCGUGGAGGAGUCAAGCGAAUCUCUGGCCUCAUCUACGAGGAGACCCGUGGCGUUCUCAAAGUCUUCCUUGAGAAUGUUAUCCGUGACGCGGUCACCUACACCGAGCACGCCAAGCCCAAGACUGUCACCGCCAUGGAUGUGGUCUACGCUCUGAAGCGACAAGCCUCUCUUACGGCAUUCUACCUUCAAACUGUUCAGGUUGGGCUCACAAUCAUUAUGUCUGGUCGCGGCAAAGGAGGGAAAGGUCUAGGAAAGGGAGGCGCGAAGCGUCAUCGCAAGAUCCUUCGGGAUAACAUCCAGGGCAUCACCAAGCCCGCCAUUCGCCGUCUCGCCCGCCGUGGAGGAGUCAAGCGAAUCUCUGGCCUCAUCUACGAGGAGACCCGUGGCGUUCUCAAAGUCUUCCUUGAGAAUGUUAUCCGUGACGCGGUCACCUACACCGAGCACGCCAAGCGCAAGACUGUCACCGCCAUGGAUGUGGUCUACGCUCUGAAGCGACAAGGUCGAACCCUGUACGGAUUCGGCGGCUAGAUCAUCAAGUCGAUACAAAACAAACGGCUCUUUUAGGAGCCACCACAUGCAAUAAAAGUCAUAACCAGG